Saprolegnia parasitica CBS 223.65 is the source of this 5946-nucleotide messenger RNA. RefSeq lists its product as hypothetical. Bases 21 to 5033 code for a protein of 1670 amino acids. Gene Ontology annotation, biological process: actin filament organization; vesicle transport along actin filament. The record is from RefSeq and is a predicted model, not a curated record. The transcript has 2 exons. Gene Ontology annotation, molecular function: actin filament binding; microfilament motor activity; ATP binding. Gene Ontology annotation, cellular component: cytoplasm; actin cytoskeleton; myosin complex. Lineage: Eukaryota; Oomycota; Saprolegniomycetes; Saprolegniales; Saprolegniaceae.
CGAGUGUUCCCCUGACAACGAUGGAAGAGCGCUUCCGCGUGGACUCGUCGGCGUCGUCCGAGUCGGCGGAGCAGACCAUGUACAUGGAGCGGCCCGAGCAGUGGGUCUGGUGCCCCGACGACGCCCUCGUCUGCGUGCCCGGCGUCAUCGUGGCCCAAGGCGCGGAGGCCAACACGCUCAUCGUGCACACGGAAGAUGGCGAGGAGCGGCAGCUCGAUAUUGACGAGGCCCUGCCCGUGUGCAUGGACCUCUCGCUGCGCGUCUCGGACGUCGCCGAGCUCUUCUUGCAGCGGCCUGAGACGCCGCCGGACCACGCCGAUGCGAUCUCUGCGCGCUUGCUUGGCAACCUCACGGGCCGCAACGAGACACAGGCGCAGGCGCUCGAGCACGCGCUCUUGUACACCCUUCGCACGCGGUACCGCGACGAGCAGAUCUACACCGAGUGUGGUGCGUCCGUCCUUCUGAGCAUGAACCCGAAGCGGCCCGUGCCACUGUACACGCCAGACCGUAUCCGCGCGUACCGCCACCGGCAGACGCUCCACGAGCUCCCGCCGCACCUCUUUGGCCUCGCGGAAGACGCGAUGCGUGCGCUGCACGAGUCGGGCGACGACCAGGCCAUCGUGCUGCUCGGCGAGAGCGGGUCGGGCAAGUCGGAAGCCGCCAAGCUCGUGUUGCAGUACCUCUGCCACCACGAGCAGUCGCGCGGUAGCAUUCGCACCAAGUCGCGCUCCAACGCGAGCGAAGGCAGCGCGAGCGCGUCGUCGUCGUCGUCGUCGAUCUCGGUGCACAUUCCCGUGGAAGAGCAGAUUCUGCAUGCGGUCGCGGUCCUCGAAGCGUUUGGGCAUGUGCAGUUGGCGUCCAAUGCGAACGCGUCCCGCGUCGUAAAGCUCACGUCGGUCGACUACGACUCGCACGGCCGCCUCCUCGCGGGGAGUGUGAGUACGUACGGCUUGGAGAAGGCGCGCGUCGUCCAAACCAAGGAGCGCAACUUUCACAUCUUUCACUACCUGCUCGCGGAGGCCAGUGUCAAUCCGACGCUCAGUGACAUUCUCGACCUGCAGGACACGGUGCUGGCAGCGACGUCGCCGUUUACGUUUGCAGCCGGCGACAUUCGCCCCAGCGACGCCAUCAAGUACCAGGAUGUCGUAUCGAGCCUUGCGGCGCUGCGCGUCCCGUCGCACCACGUGCAGAACAUGAUGAAGGUGCUUGCAGUGAUUCUGCAUCUCGGCAACGUCGUCUUUGUACCCUCGACGCCCCACGACACGUCCGAGAAUGCCAGCUGCGUCGUCCUCGAGUCGUCGAGCCCAAGCCUUAUCCGCGCCGCGAGUCUUCUCGAGGUCGAGGCAAGCGUCCUCGACCACUAUUUUCGAACGCGCAAGAUGGUCACGUCCAACCACCAAUCGUCGCUCAAGAUUGUGAGCGUGAGCCAAGCCGCGCGCGCCCGCGAUACGUUUUGUCGAAACUUGUACGAAGCGCUCUUCAAUGCCGUUGUGUUCCGUAUGAACGCCAGCCUUCGCUCCAAGGUCGAGCGCUACGAGAAGAGCAACAUUAUGGUCGAGAACCGCGGGAUCCACGUGCUCGAUGGCUUUGGCUUCGAGAUGGUCGCCGACCCGUCGUCGUCGUCGUCGUCGUCGUCGUCGCCGUCGUCUUUGAUCGACGAUACGAUGCUGCUCGUGCACGUCCAAGGCCUCGAGACGCUCCACGCCCACUACUGGGCCGAGAAGGCGCGGUCGUUCUACCUCUCGCGCGUGUUUGAAUCGCCGGCCUCGACGUCGCCUUUGGACCCGACCAAGUACGUCCGCCUCUACGAAGGGACGCCCGCCGGCAUCUACGUGGUGCUGAACGAGCACAUGGCGUCCAAGGCCAAGCAAGCCCAUGACGCGCACUUUGUUAAUAAGCUGCUCGUGGCCAACGAGAACAUUGGCAACCCGUCGCUGCAACCGGUCUUGCCGUCGUCGACCAACAAGAAGAACUACAAGCUGCAGUUUCUCGUGCACCACUCGGCGGGCUCGAUCAUCUACGAAGCCGACGACAUGGCGCGCCGCAACAACAAGAGCGUCUCGUCGACCGCCGCGGCGAUCCUCAAGUCGUCGCGCAACAGCUUUGUCAAAGGCCUCGUGGACCGGUAUGGGAAUUCGCCGACGCACGCCGCCGCCGCGAGCGCGUCGGCCGGCCAUGUCCGCAUCGCGGUCAAUUUCAAUGCGAUCAAGGCGAACCAACCGGAUACAAACUCGGUUGCAACCGACCUGAUGCAGCAAGCGACCGCGCUCUUUGAUGGGCUCUCGAGCAUGGGCCAGCACUUUGUCGUGUGUGUGAACCCGGCGCAGUCGGCCGCGAUCGAGGUCGACGCCCGGUAUGUGCUCCGGCAGCUGCGGUCGUUCCAGGUCCUCGCGCUCAUGCAUGCGUCGCAGCGGAAUCUCUCGGUGCAAAUGACGCCGCCGCACUUUUUCGCCCGGUACCGGCACCUCUGCGGCCACCGGAAUACGCUCGAGUCGCUCGUUCGGUCGCUCACGGCGAUCGGUGUCCUCGAAGACCUCACGUGGCGCAUCGACAACAACCAAGUGUGGCUCACGCUGCACCAGCGCAAGAAGCUCGAGAAGGUGCGCGAAGUGUGCCUCAACGCCAACGCGACGAUGCUCCAGCGCAAUCUGCAGCGCGGUGUGUACCGCAAGCUCUGUUUGCGUCGCCGGUCGGGCCUUUUGAGCUUGCGCGACGCGAUGGCGGCGCGCGACCGGCAUGGCAUUCAGCAGAGUCUGGCGUUUGCAAAAACGUGGGUGGAAGCGACUGCGCAGGUCCGGAUUCUUGUGGCAGCCACGGCCAUGUUGCACCAGAUUGAGGAAGAGUCGUACCUUGUGUCGCUCUUGGAGGACGCGCUGCGCAUGGACGUCAAGAUUGUGCUUCAGUUUGCGCUGCACACGGUGGCGACGCUCAGUCCAUCGUGGAAACCCGAGAUGCUCAAGACGGCCCAUGCGCGUCUGCGUCACAAGACGGCCAUGGACAAUGCGAUGACGGCGCUCCGACAAGCCAUGCUGUCGUCGACGGCCGACCCGUCCCGCCUCAUGGCACUGCUCUCGGAGCAAGAAGGCCGGGGCUCGGACGAGCGCCAGCUGGCGACGAUGGUCAUGAUCCGCGCGCUCGAGACGAAGAAGGUCAAGGACGCCGUGCUGCCGGCCAAAGGGUCGAGUGCCACCGCGGCCGAGUGGAACCAAUGCAUUGCGCGCGCGAUCGAGUUUGGCUUGGGCGACGACCUCUUGGACAUGAUGGCUGCAUCCUGGGACGCCUGGGCGUGUCUCCGUGAGCAAGGGUCACGCGGCGACGUCACUGCCGUCGAGGCCGUCCUCGAAAAGGCCGUCGCCAAGGAGUCGGUCACGACGAUCGAUGCGUGCAUGGGCAUUUUGAAAGAAGCCGGUUGUCCGCCAUCGCCGCUUCUGGACGCGGCGGCGCAGCUUUUGGAGAAGGUGAUUCUCAAGCCAAGUCUGGAGCGGUCCCAAGCCAUCGAGCUCAUCGACUUUGCGAUUGAAGCCGGGCAUUUGAAGCUCUUGGCGGCGGCGCUCAAGCGCUGCAAGGCCGUGGGCAUGGCGUCCUGGGACGCCAACGUCAAACGGGCGACGCAGGCGCACGCUGCGUUGGCGACGACGGCAUCGGCACCGAACGACGACGACGCGUGGCGACGUCUUGUGGCCAAGGACUUCGACGGCGUUCGAGCGUCGCCCGACUCGCCCGCGCAUGCGAUCGUGUCGGCCUUGGACGCGCGGGCAGCGGCCAUCGCCGCCCUCCACGACCUCCCGGCCGAGACGCAGCUGGAGCGUGCGGCACAGCUGGGCGUGCUGCCGCAGUUUGCCUCGGUCGCCAAAGAUUUCUUCCAGCGCCUCGACGCCGCGCGCAAUGUGGAAGCGCUCCUGCACUGGACAACGUUCCUCGCGUUUCGCUUGGACCAUGGCCACGAAGUGCGGCAAGACAUGCUGACGCUGCUUGCGUCCCAGACACAGCUCGUGACGAGCCUCGGGGCAAAUAACGCGCACGCCGCACUGGACGCCGCUGCCUCGAUCACCAAGCGGCUUCAACGCGCGCUCACCAACCGGUCGAAACUGGAAAAGCUCUUGAAGGCGCCGGUGAACGCCCGUGCGCUGGCCAAAGGCAUUGACGAAGCGUCGGACGCUGGCGUCGACGCCGCGCUCUUGUCGGCGGCCCACGACGUGCUCCGAAAGCUCUCGGUGGCCGCGGCCGACGAGACGAUCGACGAGACGCCGUCAUCCUCGAUCGUCGACGCGUCGCAUGGCAUCGCGCCCCUCGAGAUGGCACUGUACCCCGGUCUUCGCGUGCGUCGCGACGAGAACCCGCCGCCGUUCGUGUGGGAGUACCGUGUGUUGGACCAACCGGUGCUUUCGGGUGUCCCGGCGCACCACAGCGUGUACAUCCACCGGUGCAUUCUUGGCUACAUGCGCGACCGCGUCAUGUCGUUCCGGGAAAUGCUCGCGCAGAGCAUUCUCCAAGUGGGUUUGGCGCACCAGUACCUCGUCGACGAGAUUUUCGCGCAGUUGGUCAAGCAACUGAGUAACAACCCGCGGCGGGAGAGCGUGCGGCGCGGCUGGGACCUCCUCGGUCUCUGCUUGACGUGCUUUCGACCGUCGUCGAGUCUGCACCCGUACCUCGUGGCGUUCUUGUCCAAGGACAACGUCUCGUCGACGACGAGUCGGCGUCGGCUCGAGACGACGACGACCGACAGCGACGACGACCACGACGUCGACGACGAGCCGAGUGAGGUCCACGACAACGAGACGCCUCUUGACCAACGUCUGGCGCUCCUGAAGGCCCGCGGCGUCGCCCAGUACUGCCUCGCUCGCCUCGAAGGCGACAGCGCGGCCGAAGGGUUUCUCCCGAGUCUCGGCGAGCUCCAGGCGUUCGAGCUGCGAUCGCCGUUUGUCGCAAGCAUCGAGCUUCUCGACGGCACGCUGCUCACAACCAACUUUCCCGUCUCGCCCGAGCUCAGCGUCAUGAACGUGGUCCAAGUCUGCGCCCAUUUUUGCACUUGAGCGAAGACGUCGCGCGCUUGCUGGGAUUGGCGCUCUUGUCGGAUGACGCGCCGACCGCGACGUGGUGCCAUCCAUUGGCGUACCUCUGCGAUAUCUACUACGAUCCGCUGCGGCACCGCCGCCGGACAGCAUCCCGACUGCGGUUUGUGUUGAAGGUGCGGCUCUUGCCGCCGCUUUUAUCGGUGGAAGACGAUCUCUUCCGCCGGCUCUUGUACCUUCAAGCCAUGGACGACAUUGUGACGCUGCCGUACGCGCAUGCCGAGACGCUGGUGCGCCUCGCCGCGUACGCCAUGCUCAUCGAUACGUACCCGGACCUGAUGCCCUCGAGCGAAGACGAGGUGCUCGAUAUGAACGUGUACGACUACCUCCCGCCGGCAUGGCACGUGGAGAAGACCGAGGACGAGUGGGCCGAGCUCAUUUUCGCGCAGCUUUCGCGCUUCGCGUCCGAGAUGAGCUUUGCCGAGUGGCAGACCCGGUUCAUGGACGAAGUCCAGCAACACCGUUUGUAUGGCAGUCACUUUUUCAGCAUCGAUCGCGUCGGUCGCAGCAGCAGCAGUGCGCUCACCAACGUGUUUGAUCUCGUUGGUGACGCCUCGUGCCGACUCGCCGUCAACGGCCACGGCAUCCAUUUCCUCAAGGCCGAGACGGUCGUCAUGAGCUGGGAACACGCCGAUGUCGCGAGCGUCGGCGGCAACGGCGACAAGAUUAUCGUGCAAACAACCCAAGCGGUCCUUCUGGGCACGUGCGCAGAGGCGGACGCGCUGCGCCAGCUCCUCCACGACUAUGCGCGGUGGCACGCCAAGCCAACGCUGCGGCGUGCGUCGAGCCGCGUCCCGUACCUCGGCGCGUAGACAUGGGCGGUCUGUAGAGUGUAAGCUGUGUGUUGUACCAAUUCGAUGCAAUCAUCCACCCA